Tachysurus vachellii is the source of this 5039-nucleotide messenger RNA. RefSeq names its product phosphatidylinositol glycan anchor biosynthesis, class O (gene pigo). Gene Ontology annotation, molecular function: mannose-ethanolamine phosphotransferase activity. Lineage: Eukaryota; Metazoa; Chordata; Actinopteri; Siluriformes; Bagridae. The transcript is spliced from 11 exons. Gene Ontology annotation, cellular component: endoplasmic reticulum membrane. Gene Ontology annotation, biological process: GPI anchor biosynthetic process. Bases 298 to 3525 code for a protein of 1075 amino acids. The record is from RefSeq and is a predicted model, not a curated record.
UAAACAUAGUGUAUACCGGCGCUUAAACGACUCUCAAUGUCGUUGAUCAGUGAAACUCAUCUGAACGAAACAAUAAAAAUGCGUUUGUGACCAGAGCGCCACAGAAGGUUAUUUCUGUAUUACACUGGAUAUAUUUUUUUUUUAAAUGCUGUGAGUGAUUUUCCCUUGAAGAAAAAAAGACACCAGGAGAUUUGCAAGGAAUGUAAAGCUCCACAACAUCUCUGAGCUCCUCGUGUGUUUGUGUUUGUUUGGAGAAAACGCUUCACUGUGUCACGGUUGAUUUCUCCCUCUGGCAGAAUGAAGAAACUGCCGGUCUUCGCCCUGCUCCUGUGGAUCUGUUGUGUGUUUUAUGUUGGUAUUUUCCUCUUUGUUGGCGGUUUCCUUUUGGUUCGUCUGGAGGUCAACAGGACGAGCAGCUGCGAGGACGUUUUGCCUCCUUCCUCUAACUCUACCUCGCCGGACUUCUGCCACAAGCUUCCUCGUGUGCGCAGGGUCGUCAUCCUCGUCGUUGAUGCCCUGAAAGCAGAUUUUGCUCGCUACGACCCGGGAAACGUUUCCCCCAGACCGUUUGAGAACAAGCUGCCCGUGCUGGGUGAGAUGGCGUCUUCUCAGCCGUCACACACCAGGCUGUACACGUUCAGAGCAGAUCCUCCCACCACAACCAUGCAGAGGAUAAAAGGCUUCACCACCGGAUCCCUGCCCACCUUCAUAGACGUGGGGAACAACUUCGCCUCCAGCGCCGUGCUGGAAGAUAACCUGAUUGACCAGCUUGGUCAGGCAGGGAAGCGAGUCGUCUUCAUGGGAGACGACACCUGGGUCAGUUUGUUCCCCAGAAAGUUCCACCGCUCGCUGCCUUUCCCGUCCUUCAACGUCAAGGAUCUGCACACUGUGGACAACGGAAUCCUCCAGAACAUCUUUCCCACCAUGGAUGGAGAUGACUGGGACGUGCUGAUCGCUCACUUCCUGGGGGUGGAUCACUGCGGCCACCGCUUCGGCCCCGACCACCCGGCCAUGGCAGAGAAGCUCACUCAGAUGGACGGAGUGAUCAGGUCAGUGAUAAAGCGUCUGCAGGAAGACACUCUGUUAGUGGUGAUGGGAGAUCACGGGAUGACGGACACCGGAGAUCACGGAGGAGAAAGUCAAAAGGAAACGGACGCUGCUCUGUUUCUCUACAGUGGCUCACCUCUGUUCCCAGCUCGUGACACACAGCAGGUGGAGCCAGAGGUGGUGCCUCAGACCGAUUUAGUGCCUACUCUGGCCUUGCUGCUGGGAAUUCCCAUCCCCUACAGCAGCAUGGGGCAGGUGAUGCUCCCGCUAUUCCCGAGCUCCCUAGAUGCACCUGUGGGUCUCAGCCAGGGUGAGGCGCUGUGGAUCAACGUCAAACAGGUUCAUCGGUUUUUGGAGACCUACUCCAGCAUGGCCAAAGACAUUCCAGAGGACAGUUUGUCUCAACUGCGGACUCGCUUCUCCCAGAUCUCUGAUCAGUACAUGAGCUCAAUACAUGAUGGAACUCCUGCUCCUCCUCAACUGGUGGCCUCCAUGCAGGAAUACCUAAGCUCCGUUAGAGAGACCUGUCGUGCCUCAUGGGCUCGCUUCAACCCUCUGAAGAUGGCAGCAGGCCUUCUUGUGUUGGGUUUUGGGUGCAUCUUGUGCUACAUUAUUUCAGAACUGUCUGUUGUGGUCCUUCAAGGUGCUAUGUUGAAGACUCCGGUGCUUGCUGGGCUGUUGGUUGGGGGAGUGGUAGCUGUGGGUCAAAUAUUCUUUUUGGGAUUUGCAGAAGUUUCGUGGUGUUUAGGAGCUGCUGUGUUGUGUUCUGAGGCUUUAUUCCUGUGGCUAGCAAGGAGGGCCAGUCCUCGUGGGCGAUUGUUUCACUGGCGCCUUUUAACUCCGCCACUGCUCGCGCUUCUUCUGCGCUGUGCAUCCUUGCUUUCAGACAGCUAUGUAAUCUCUGAGGGGCGUGUGGUCACGUUCUUACUGUUCAGCCUUGGCCUCUACGUCCCAUUUCAGCUCAACUGGGAUGGACUUCUGCUGCCUUCACCAUCUAGUGAUACUCAGAAACCUCAGAGCCUUCUAGCACCUUCGUUGCCUCCUUCGGUUGUCCGGCGCGAGAGUGGCACUUUGCUUGUUUGCACAGGAGUCUUGGUGGCAUGUCUCUACCUGUCUCUGUCGUUCCACAGUUGCCGUGAAGAACAGGGUACCUGCCAGCCUUCAGUCUUCUUGACGCCACUCUCACGUGUUCAGGAUAGUCGUCUGCGCAACUUGCACUACAUCUUGUCCCUGGCAUCACUUUCUGCCUGGUCAUUCUUGCUACAUCGUUGGUUGCGUCACUACGGAAACCUGAAUUGCAAAGGUGUGUGUGUGUUUACAGCACGCUGCUUGCUUCCUCUUGCCUCUGUCUGCAUGGGACUUCACUGGGCGGUCAGCGCAACUCCAGAGGACACCUUCAGGAACCUGGCAGAGCUCAUUAGACUGGCGCAGGUGAUCCUGCCACGUCUUGUCUUCGGUCUCCUCGGACUCGGGAUGUUGCUUUUGUGGCUGGACCCACUUACGGUCUUUCUAAAGUCACGAGCACCUUUGAACUCUCGGAGUUCCAUCAUGCCUCCACCGAGGUACCGUGCAAGCACUGGAAUCAGUCCUCAGGCAGAGCUGCACCAUCUUAUACCGCAGUUAUAUCAGCGCAUACGCCAGUCGCUUGACGAUGAAGGGACCCAUGGGUCCGAUCCUGAUGGACGGCCAGCAGUAGAAGCCUACGGAUUGGGCACUGUCUACUCUGCACCCCUGAUUUUACUAUGUGGUCUGAUGGGCCUUGGGAUGCUGCUGCUACACCCUGAAGGCAUGGCACUGGCCUUCAUGUUGCUGUUGUUGCAGGCUGCAGCUCUCCUUCAUCUUCAUGCUUCGUCCAGUAAUCUCUCCAGCCAGCAGAGUCACUCCAGUCUCUUUAGUGUUCCUUGGGCUCCUGUGGUUCUGUGGUCUCUGGCUGCCUCACAGUUCUUCCACGCCACAGGUCACCUGCCCACCUUCCCGUCCAUCCAAUGGGGCGCUGCGUUUGUGGGUUUCCCUCAGGGACACACGGGCACCGCACUGCCCGCCUCGCUCAUCACCCUUAACACCUUCUCCUCACACAUCCUGUUUGCAGUCAGCUGCCCAUUGCUGCUCUUCUGGCCGUUGGUGUGUGAGCUGCGUGGGACUCGAACCAUCCGCUCGGGUGGAGGUAAAGAUGGUGACGAGGUUGUCAUGGAGAUGAGGCUCCAAGCAAACCCUCAACAGUUUAGUUCAGCUUUACUGCAGCUCGCAGCACGCUACUUGUUUAUUAACGGAGUACAGGUUUUGGCAUCAGUUUGUGCUGCUGCUAUUCUGAGGAGACAUCUCAUGGUGUGGAAAGUGUUUGCACCCAAGCUGAUGUUUGAGUCCAGUGCAUUCAUCACGAGCAGCGUGUUUGUGCUUGUCGGGGUCGCCCUGGUUAUGAGGGUGGACGUGGCCGUGGCUCGCUUAUUUCAGAGAAUCCUUCCGGAGAAUUCCAGGUAGUACUGUACCACCACCUCUGUCCCUACAGUUUCAUCCAGUAUCUAUCCAUCAUUAAAGACACGAGACGCACGCGACUGCCAGCACGAUUGACGAAAAUGGUCUCAAAAUGGCCUCCGUCUUUCAGAACUCUGGAGAAACGGACUCCUGCUGAUAUUUUGCUCACACAGAGAAAAAAAACCUGAGCCAUCUGAGAAACUGCUGCCUCAGACCGAGGAGUGUUUUUUUUUUACUGCCAUAGACUGGCUGAUUUACUGAAGGGCUUUUGUAUUAUGAAAACACACACACACACAUUUUGAAUGCUGCUAUGAUAAACGGAGUAAGAAUAGUUGGUCUGUAUUUAAUUUGGAUAACACCUUCGUACAUUACCCAGAAUACUUUCCUACCUGCUGAGAGCGGUGCGGUGGGAUUCUCGCUCUUGUUUUAUCUAUACCUAAAACAUGAUGCAGCGAUGCUUUAAUCCUUUUGUGUGUCCAACUUUCUCACCUCCUUGUCCAACAGAUGAGCUUUGAAAGCUUCAUCUUUUACACUAAUUCCACCAACGGUCUCAGCUCGUCAUCUUACGGAUUGUAAUCCAGCUAAACUUCAUCGUUAUUUAAGAUGAACUGCAUUCUGGGACUCCCGAGUCCAACAUUUGCUCCUCACUACUACCAGCAUUUGAGAAUCGCUAUGUUCUCCAGUUGGGUUUUUUUUUUCCAUGCUGUGAUGUCAGAAAGACACAAAAUCGUUGACUUGUCUUAGAAAUAUACAGAAAAGUGCAACUCCUACAGUACAGGUUAAUUAGCGCCGGAAUCGCUCAGCAUAUCAGAAAUAUUUCAGUAAAAAAGACAUUCAACAUUCCACAGUAUGGAGUUGUUUUAAUGCUGUAGUAUGUUAAUUUAAAAAAAAUAUAUAUUUAAAGCACUAAAACCAUGUGAUUCUUUAAACAUUUCUCAGUGAGUUCAGGCAUAUUACAGCUGCUAUCAUUUCCUCUUUAACUUUUAAUUAGCGUUAAUGUUUCUCAGCUAAUCUCUUCAGGAUAGCCACCUAAUUAAAUCCAGUGUCAGGGUGGAUACUUUACAAUACUUUACAUUGUAUUAUUAUUGUAUUCAGCACAGGUAAGAGCUCACUAGCUUUACCGUUGCAGUGAGCAAUUCCAUAGGAUUCGGUUUGUAUUAAUGUUUAUUGAUUUGUAUUGGCAUUUAUAUUUGUGUUGUUUUUUUUUUUUACUUUAUUUUAUUUUAUGCUAUUUUAUGUUUAAAAAAAAUCAAAGCUAAAUUUUGUACUUGGUAUGAUGAGAUAAGAACGGUUGAGGGAAUCAUGAGAUUGGGUUUAUUGUAGCCAUAACACAAUCGUGUGUGUGUGUGUGUGGGUGUGUGUGUGUGUGGAGGGAGGGAAGUAUUUUGUCUUAAUGAAAAAGAAGCCGGUCUGUUUAUACGCUCGGAAAGAAAUGCGAAUGAUUUUUUUAAAUUGUCCUUAAUUGGAUGAAAUUAAAUAUGAAUGAGGGAGAAGUCAAAUAAAAAUUUCUACUUUGAAAA